CUCACCUCACAUGUCUACCUUAUGUUAUUUCUCCUUAUUGUGGGAAUAACGCCUCCGUAUCCAGUGGUAAGAUAUAGUUUACUUCCAUAUUGGUACGAAUGGAUUUUACUGGUUUGGUUAAGUGGCCUAUUAUUAUUUGAAUUAACAAAUCCAAGUGAUAAAUCUGGCUUGGGAUGGAUUAAACUGUCAGUGUUACUAUUUAGUAUUUUUGGAGUUGGUGUACAUCUUUUGGGACUACUUUUCAUAGAAAGAACAUAUUGGCCAACUUUAAUGUAUUGCAGAAAUCAACUUUUUGCUUUAAGUUUUGUUUUGGCGUGUGUACAAAUAUUAGAUUUUUUAUCAUUUCAUCAUUUAUUUGGACCAUGGGCCAUUAUAAUAGGAAACCUAAUGAAGGAUUUGGCAAGAUUUUUGGCAGUACUGGCAAUUUUUGUAUUUGGGUUUUCAAUGCAGUUUGUAGCCCUAAAUCAACCAUUUCAAAACCUCACGCCAGGGGAAAUAAGAAGACUUAAAGCUCCAUAUAGAGGAUAUUUUAAAGAUGUGAUUAUGAAUCCGCUGUAUGCAUUUGAGCUUCUGUUUUUCGCCGUAUUUGGUCAAACAACGUACGAUGAACUGUUGGUCAAGGCCCUGCCAAAUCACAUCCCACAUCGACCAUCUUGGACCGACAACCUGUUCAAAGUGGUCUUCGGCAUCUAUAUGCUGGUAUCGGUGGUUGUCUUAAUCAACCUUCUUAUUGCCAUGAUGUCUGAUACAUACCAGCGCAUUCAGAGCCCCACUUGCAUAUCUUCCAUGGCUAAAGCUGCAGCAUGA
Brassicogethes aeneus is the source of this 807-nucleotide messenger RNA. The record is from the annotation of a GenBank genome assembly. Lineage: Eukaryota; Metazoa; Arthropoda; Insecta; Coleoptera; Nitidulidae.